Molecule: messenger RNA, 1608 nt
Organism: Cladocopium goreaui
Lineage: Eukaryota; Dinophyceae; Suessiales; Symbiodiniaceae
Source: the annotation of a GenBank genome assembly
AUGAUUUCUCAAUCAAGGUACAAAGGGUUCGAUGAAGCAAGCGAAGACAUUGGUGAAGAGAAAGAUCGGGCUUUGGAGCUGGCCCGCGGGCGUUCGGUUGCUGCUGGCGUGCGGCGCUUCCGUUUCGCUUUCACUUGUGCUCUGAUAGGACAGGGCAGCCUAUCACCACCUUUGCUCCUUGUGAUUGCCCACACGUUCCUCUCCGGCCCCGUGGCGGUUCCGACCCUUCAGGUGGCCUUUGUGUAUGUCGGGCAGGACAGGCAACGACCAGAGCAUUGCGGAUCACGACUUUGCCUGGACAGAGGCGCGCUGCGCGAAGAGCAAGGGCAAGAGCAAGACUUCAUCUUGGAUCAUUUGGAGUUGUUCCGCAUCAAACAGACGCUGAACCUUCACCAUUCCAAGGAUCCAGUGUUUAUUCGUCGCAUUACAGCAGAGAUGGCGUCGUUGAAGACACCUGCUUGGAAAUGCCUCGACUGCAGGCGUAUGGUCAAGGGGAACGAUGUCUUUUGUCCUGGUUGUGGCCAACAUUGGGAAGUUUGCAUGGACAGGAACUUCCAAGAUGGCAGGCCUUUGACUCCCACAAGGCAUACGACGUACCGUGGACAAGCACAAGAUUCCAACAAUUGGGAAUGGCAGCGCCGCCCAUCUCAAAGCCCGAGGCAGAGACAGAGACCACGCUCUCGCAGGCAGCAUGGGUAUGGACAAGACUCCCAAUCUCAACCCAAUCAGAAGGGAUCUGGCAAAGGUCGAGGCAAGGGACGCGGCAAGCAUCAUCAUGGUGGUGGAAAAGCACAGCCUGCACCGACCUCGAACGCACAUGGAUUGGGCACCGAGGGUACGGCGCCCCUUCCCCCGCCACCUUUGCCACCUCAAGCUCGUCCUGGAGACACACCAUGGACGCAACUUGCACCGCCUUUCCCGUCAGCUGGUGGAGCUCCUGUAGAAGCGCCUGCCCUCUCGGAAGCCGAGAUCAAGUUGCAGAAGGUGCUGGGCAUCUUGAAAAAGAACCAGUCAGAAUUGCCCCCAGAGGUUUCGGAAGUUGUCAAAGAUACGAAUCUCAAGGAGGGCCACAACAAGAUCCAAAAUAUGCACGAUGCUGUGGAGAACUUGGGAGAUGCACAGCAAGCUUUCGAAAAGGCAUGCUUCACGCGAGCACAGAAUCUCGCCUCUUGGCGACAAUUUUUGCACCUCUCCGUUCAAAGAUGGCAAGAGUACACUCAGCACUUCCUCACACAGGAGAGGCACAAUCUCGAUCAGAUUACUGCCGCCAGGGAUGCUGUGAAGAACGCCCAGUCCAUCUUCAAGGACAUGCAGGAGAAGGGAGUGAUUACGAUCGAAGCCGAAGACGAUCCGGCCAUGAUGGAGGAAGAGCCCUCGGCAACCAAAACCGAAAGCUCGCGUCGUAUUCAAGAAGGCCUGGAGCAUAUGACAGCUUCUUUGGAGAAUCUGGCCAACCAGGCAGACAAAGAGCAUGCAGAAGAGCAGCAACAAAAGAAACGGCCACGCAAAGAGGCACCGGCCACAGAAGAGACUGUGGCCCCCUCUUCUGCCUCUGGCUUGCUUGGCUCGCAGGCGAUGGAGCCUUUUGGCAGGGCUCACAGCGGAUGA